Messenger RNA from Maniola jurtina (meadow brown), 1132 nucleotides. Its product is annotated as tetraspanin-9-like. The record is from RefSeq and is a predicted model, not a curated record. Lineage: Eukaryota; Metazoa; Arthropoda; Insecta; Lepidoptera; Nymphalidae. Bases 92 to 1111 code for a protein of 339 amino acids. The transcript has a single exon. Gene Ontology annotation, cellular component: membrane.
AAAUGUUAAUUUGUCAAAUGACAUCUUUCAAUUUAUGAGCAAAUUAUUAUGUUAAUUUCUUAGUUAUAAAAAUACUCGUAAUCAAGUUAAAAUGCACACAGUUAGUUUACCGCGUACUUGUUUAGGCUUCACAAAUAUGUUGUUCCUUAUAUUCGGCGUAGUUGGAUGCGUUAUUUGCGUUUGGUGCGCUGUCAACACGGACUUCUUCCGAGAAGUUAACUACACAGUGACGAAGAGUUCUCUCGUAUCGGCUGUGGCGAACUUCGUAAACUUGAAGCUAUGGUUUACUCCGAUGACUACAAUCCUCAUACCCUUAGCCGCACUAACAAUAUUGACGUCAUGUUGUGGGAUCUUAGGUGCUGGGUGCAAAGUAAAAUGCGCUAUCAAAUCAUACAUAUUUUUCGUCACAGUCUUAUCUUCCACAGCAUUCUGGCUAUUCUUUAUGUCAGGAAUCUACAAUAUUUACACAAAUAACGAGAACACUUUAAAAUACAUGCGAGCUACCAUAAAAAGUAAUUAUGGGAAAGAGAAUGAUCUCAUAACUCAUGUAUGGGAUUAUAUAAUGGUGAAUUACGAAUGCUGUGGUGCAGUUGGCUCCCAGGAUUUCGUAAAUACAAAUUGGCAUAAAGCAAAUUUGGAUAAACUAUACCCUGUACAAUGCUGUAAGUUAAACAAGACCAGUUUGGUGCCUCUAUCAAAGAAUUGUACAAAAACUCACGAACCUCAAGCUCAAGCGAAUACAAACAGUUGUUUUAAUGCUCUCAGAAUUUCUAUUAAAGAGAAUAAAGGAAUGAUUAUGUUCUACAUUAUUUUAAUUGGUUUGUUAUACACCAUUAUAAUGCUCUUUGCAUAUUGCAUUAUCAAAGGGGAACCGUUGAUUAAAGCGAUAACUCGUAACUUGUCUGAUCUGUUACCGAAAUGUCAAGAGUAUACGAAUAAGGAAGUACCCUCAAAUUCUUCGUUAGACAACAUGAUGUUUGUGGAAGAGCCGCCAAGAAAAGUCGUCAAAGUUGUAUCAGCUAUAAAUCCUUUCCAAACUUUCCAGUUCACACCAAGUGUGCAUCAUGCUGGAUCCAAAACCUAUCCGCACAGCAUCAGACAAAUAAAAUAAAAUAUCUCUUUUCUAAUUGGA